UGGUGGGGUUCCUAGGGCGCCCCAUAAUGCGGCCCAGCGCGCCUACCAGAUUUUUGUGAGGAGCCGACGCUCUGUUGGCCGAUGCUACCCUUUCAGUCCCGAGGAUCCUGGAGGGAUUUCUCUGCUGGCGUUUGCUCCGGAAGGCCGCACACGCCCUGGCGCGAGGGGGCAGGUGUCGGGUCCUGGGGCUAGGGAAAACCCGCCAACUUUCCCGUUGUGGGGAGCGCGGGACUGGGGCGCCCUGUAGUCUCCAUAGCAACCAGGGAGGGUGAUUCUGGGAGAGCAUGCCCCCUCCCGGCGGCACCGGGGCCAAGCGAAGAUGUAGCGGGUGAGGAGACGCGGCGCCGGCAGGGACCCUCCCCCCGGGAGUCAGGGGACUCACCCCGUCCCUUGCGGGUCAGGAGCGGGGGAGGGGGAGAGGGCGCCUCCACUCACCCUGGGGCCGGUGGAGUUUGGGGGUUUCCCCGCCCGCCUCAAGAUGUGCCUGGGGAGCCUGUAAUUCCUUCCCGGGGACACGCUCCGUCGGGGUCACUCUCCUCGGGGGGAGGGGGCAUGGCUGGAAUAAAGGGCUUAGUCUGCUUUAGUCUCGCUCGCUGGGUGCGCCAGGGGCCCUGUGGCGCGGGGCAGCGGCCGCUUUCCCGCGUCGGGGCCGAACCCCGCUGCAGGCUCGGGUUGUUAGGGCUCGCAGAAGGUGCUGUCGCUGGACGGGCUUCCCCGCCACUGAACCCCCAACAACAGCCCAGCUCUCGAGAGCGGGUCGGGCAGGCUCCAGCCCAUUCGUCCCUUGGCCUCCCUGCUGGAAAUGCCGCACGGGCACCAGGCGGUGUAGACCGUGUCUGCUGUGAGGUGUUACUGCCGACUGCAGCUUUCUGUCUAGGGUGAUCUUAUUCCCCGUCCCCAUUAUUAUUUGUGAGUGAGGAAAAAAUGCCAGGUGUAUUACCAAGUGACGCUACUGGGCUUUUGAGAGGUAGCCCGUCAAAGAAAAACAGGCUUUCCCUGAAGCUUUUCCAAAAAAAGGAAACUAAAAGAGCACUGGAUUUUACAGAUUCACAAGAAAAUGAACAAAAGAGUUCAGAAUACAGAGGCUCAGAAAUUGAUCAGGUUGUUCCUGCAGCACAGCCUCCUUCACCCAUUAGUUGUGAGAAAAAAGACAACAUGCUGCCUUUUGUGGGCUUGAACAAUCUUGGCAAUACUUGUUACCUUAACAGCAUACUUCAGGUGUUAUAUUUUUGCCCUGGCUUUAAAACUGGAGUGAAACACUUAUUUAACAUUAUUUCAAAGAAGAGAGAAAUGUUAAAGGAUGAAGGAGAACAAAAGUCAGACAAGGGAAGUUGUAAAGAAGAUCCUUUGGCAAGUUAUGAACUAAUCUUCAGUUUGCAUUCCUUGAUUCUUUCAGUGGAACAGCUUCAGGCCAGCUUUCUAUUAAAUCCAGAAAAAUAUACAGAUGAACUUGCUACUCAGCCAAGAAGGCUACUAAACACACUUAGAGAACUUAACCCUAUGUAUGAAGGAUAUCUGCAACAUGAUGCCCAGGAAGUAUUGCAGUGUAUUCUUGGUAACAUCCAGGAAACGUGUCAGAUAUUGAAGAAGGAAGAAUUGAAAAAUAUGCCAGUGGAAGAGCCUGUAGCUCACUUGGAGAAGUCUAAUCAAAAUACUGAAAGCAAUGGCAUUAACAGCGCUGUUGAGGAAAAUGACUAUGCAACAAGCAGUCACACUGCAGAGGGUUCUGAAGACAAACUAUCCAAAGGAAUUGGGAAAAGGAAAAGUGACACUGAGAGUGGGAAUGCAAAGAAAAAAUCUAAAGUAUCCAAGGAGCAUAAUGCAGUAGAGGAAAAUCAGAGACAGACCAGGUCAAAGAGGAAAGCAACAGCGGAGAAACUAGAAAAUCAUACGGAAGCCAUUGAUAAGUAUUCUAUUGAAAAUGAGAUUGCAAAGCCAACACAGAAGAAAUCACGACUUAAAUUAAACUGGUUUAAGUCUUCAGGCAAACAACCCAGCAUUCUGUCUAAAUUCUGUAGUGUCGGAAAGCUAGCGAACAACUUGGGAUCCAAAGAGCAGAUGAAAGAAACUGAUGCCUGUGAGAUUGAAAAGGCAUCUGUAAAGUGUGAAAGUGGUAAUAUAAAAGAAUACUGUGAACUUGCAUCCCCUGUGGAAAGUGCUGGUGAAAAAAGAACUGAAAAACCACUACAAGAAGGUUCAGAGUUAGCUGUUUUUGAAUUAGUGGAGAAACUGUUCCAGGGUCAGUUGGUAUUGAGAACACGAUGUUUGGAGUGUGAAUGUUUUACUGAAAGAAGAGAAGACUUUCAGGACAUCAGUGUCCCAGUACAAGAAGAUGAACUUUCUAAAGCAGAAGAGAGUUCUGAAAUUUCUCCAGAGCCAAAAACAGAAGUGAAGACCCUAAAAUGGGCAAUUUCACAGUUUGCAUCAGUAGAGAGGAUUGUGGGAGAGGAUAAAUAUUUCUGUGAAAACUGCCGUCAUUACACAGAAGCAGAACGCAGUCUUUUAUUUGAUAAAAUGCCUGAAGUUAUAACCGUUCACUUGAAGUGCUUUGCUGCUAAUGGCUUAGAGUUUGAUUGUUAUGGUGGACUGUCAAAGAUAAAUACUCCCUUAUUGACACCUCUUAAAUUGUCACUAGAAGAAUGGAGCACAAAGUCUACUAAUGAUACCUAUGGAUUAUUUGCAGUAGUAAUGCACAGUGGCAUUACAAUUAGCAGUGGACACUACACUGCCUCUGUCAAAAUUACAGAUCUUAAUAGUUUAGAAUUAGACAAGGGCAAUUUCAUCACUGACCAGAUGUAUGAAGUGAUUAAGCCAGAACCACUGAAUGAGGAGGAAGCAAGAGCUGUUGCUGAAGAUUAUGAUGAUGGUGAAGUCUCUUUUAGAGUCAAUGGAAAUGCACAGUCAAGUAAAACUUUGAGCAAAAAGAAUAUGGAAGCUGUUGGACUUCUCGGAGGACAAAAAAGUAAGUCUGACUGUGACUUGUACAACAACAAAGCAACUAACCCUGAUAAGGUUGUUAAUACACUAACUGAAAAUAAAAAUUUUGAGUCUACCAGUACUAAUGGGAUCUUGGAGUUUGAUAAAAGUACUGAAAAUGGUGAUCAAAAUGGUAUAGCUUUCAGUGGACUAGAAAACAAAGCUUUGUAUGUGUUACAAAGCUUGAAGGAAUAUGAGGGAAAGUGGUUGCUUUUUGAUGAUUCUGAAGUGAAGGUUACAGAGGAAAAGGACUUUCUGAACACUCUCUCCCCUACAUCGUCAUCUACAUCAACUCCUUACCUUUUGUUUUAUAAGAAAAUUGUAGAGUGAUACUGUAUUUUGUAAAUAUUACAGAUUUGCAUACACCUGUUGAUGUGCUUUUUGCAUCAAGAUUACCUUGAUGUAACAGCUGUUUGUCUUUUGAAGCUACUGGAUGAUAUUAUAGAUCUUACAAUUCUGUGUAAACAGCACAAUUUGAAUUAACAAACCAUGUCAUAGAACUUUAACUCCUACUAUAACUUCUGUGCUGCGGACUAGUGAUGUCACCUUCUAGGAAUACAAAUCUGUAUAGAUUCUUAAGAUGUCCAAAAAUACAGUCGUGGCUUUUAAAUAACUAGUUCUGUCACACCUGACUUGUGUAUUAUUAGCUUUUUUAAAAAAAAAUAAAGUUAUUUGUAUUCACAUUCUGGAGUAAAUUUAUAUAAACUAGUAAAACUCAUCAGAGGUUGUGUAUUUUUGUAACACUGGAAGCAAUAUUUCAUAUCUAGUCUUUGGGGCAUCAGUACAGGGCACAAAGUAACAGCUAUAGCUUAUUGAUGACCUUCUCCCCCCCCCCAAAUAUCUUUGCUGUGGUGUUCAAAGUACAAAAACUAACGAGGUCUUGUUAACUCAUUUAGUGGAUUGGAAGGAGUGGUACCGCAUCUUAAACUUUAACUUAAUAGUGAAUGUGAUGCAUACUAAGAUUCUUUAUAUUGCAAGCAUUAACUGAUUCCUGUUCAUAAAGAUUUGAAUGAGCUAACCUGCAUCUGUUUUACAUAGGUGUUAAGUGGACAAAGUGUAAAUAUGUGUGAUAUUGUAGGUAUACCAGAUGUAUUUGUGGGAGAAAGAAAGCAAUUCAAAUUGCUGAUCUGUAUGCAGUGUAAUAAAGUAUUUUGUAUUUUAAAAGCCUUCUAAUUUGCAUAUGUGUUUGGGUGGAUUAAGAAUUGAUCUUAUUACCUUAACAGGCUAAUUUGUACUGAGAGCUCACUGAAAUAUGGGAAAACUAAAGCAUUGGCUUGAUAGUGUGUGUACACAGAUGUAUGAAAUAAAAACAUAAAAUGAUAUG
Molecule: messenger RNA, 4300 nt
Organism: Chelonia mydas (Green sea turtle)
Lineage: Eukaryota; Metazoa; Chordata; Testudines; Cheloniidae
Gene: USP1
Product: ubiquitin specific peptidase 1
Exons: 9
Coding region: 925-3306 (793 amino acids)
Biological process (GO): regulation of DNA repair; protein deubiquitination
Cellular component (GO): nucleus; cytosol
Molecular function (GO): cysteine-type deubiquitinase activity; cysteine-type endopeptidase activity
Source: RefSeq, a predicted model, not a curated record